Penaeus indicus is the source of this 1776-nucleotide messenger RNA. RefSeq names its product tetratricopeptide repeat protein 5-like. Bases 23 to 916 code for a protein of 297 amino acids. Gene Ontology annotation, molecular function: protein binding. The record is from RefSeq and is a predicted model, not a curated record. NCBI's taxonomy places the organism in Eukaryota, Metazoa, Arthropoda, Malacostraca, Decapoda, Penaeidae. The transcript has 7 exons.
AAAGAAAGUUUAUUACCGAAACAUGUCCAUGCUGAUGAGGAGUUUGCCAUGGAAGACUCCAGCUGAGAGAGAGGAGAAUGUUAACAAGGGUUUGGAAUAUGCCAGAAAUGCCCUCAAGCUGGAUAUGAGUGAUGGCCAUUCAUGGCUUGUCCUUGGUAAUGCAUAUCUGGCUUCAUUCUUCAGUGUGGACUCAAAGCUUGAGUCACUGAAGAACUGCAAAGCAGCUUAUAUCAAGGCAGCCAAUGAUCCUCUUGCUGCUGUGCUUCCAGAACUACAUUUCAGCACAUUUCAUGUUCAGUGGUAUGAAGAAGACUAUGCUGGUGCCCUCAAUAGCCUCCUGCAGGCAUACAAGUUGGAGCCCACUUGGAUCGAGUGCAAGAGCAAGUUUGACGAGUGCCGCCGCUUCCUAAACAAGCUGGCCCAGAUGGUGAAGAGUAAGGGUCAGCUCAACCAGAGGAGGCUCAUGGGAUUCAUAGGGGACAUUAACAACAGUCAGCUGGGACCCUAUGACAAAGGAGGAACCAAACUGAGUGGAGGCAGAAAACCAGACCUUGUUCCUCUGGCUUUAUUAGGUGAAGGUAGUAACCAGGAUAAGAUAAUUUUAGGUAAGGUUGUGUGCACCGUGAUCCCUGACUCAGGCAUUCCUUUCUCCUUCUGCCUGGUGGACAAAGACAGUUCAUGCAUUGCUGUCACUGUCUAUAAUUGGGCCAGUGGCUGUGGGGUCAAGAUUGGAGAUUCUGUUGCGGUUCUGGCGCCUGUCCUGAAGACUCAUGUGGUUCAGGUGCCCGAAGGGGAGAAGCUGGAGUUCCGAUCUGUGCGCGUGGCCCUUCCACUGAUGCUGGUCGUCAACAAACGAUCGGUGGGCAUCAGCCAAGUUGCCACAUCCCAGAUUAUCUCCCAGCAGAAACCAGAGUAACCAAUUUCUUAGACAAGCUAGCUAGAAGCCUUUGCAUUCCCAAGUGACAGGUUACUUAAGAGGCAUUUGUAAUGUGAAGCUGCUGCAUUCCCAAGCAAUUGGUCACAUGAAGGCCUAUGCCUUCUCAAGUGACCUUUUUUUUUUUUUUUUAAGGGCGUUUGCAUAUAGAGUGACCAAUCCUGUAAGAGACAUUUGCAUUACCAUGUAACUGGUUACAUAGUCAUUUGGAUGCGUAAGUGAUCAGUUUGCUCAGAUGAUAUUGCAUUUUCAUUUCUGAUAUAUUCUUGAAGAAUAGGAAAACUUAACCCUUUAACUGCAGAAUUGAAUUAUAAGGCCCUUCCAGUAAUAAUGUCAAUUAUCCUCCAGAAAAUAGAAUUUGCAAUUUCUGCUCCUUCAAUACAUUUUCAGUAUGUCUUGUAGGUACUAUUUUCAUAUAUGCCACAAAAAUGAUGAAAUAUGUGAUUUUUUUUUUUUUUUUUUUGAAUUGUCUUUCAUAAUAGUGUUAUAACUGGUGUUUAUAAAAAAAAUUGGAAACAUUCCCAAAAACUAAAACCCAAAGACACCAUGUACUGGGUUGGCAAGAGGCAGCAAUGUUUAGAAGUCAGCAAGUUUGUGCUGCUUCUCGCAGCAUUAGUUUCUUUUAUAAGGCCAUGGAGUAACUCUGCUUUCUGCAAUUAAUAAUAUUUUGGGCAGUUAUAUCAUAUAGCAGUCAAAGGGUUAAAACGUGAACUAAUUUUCUCUUGUGAAAAGUUGCUUGGUGGAAAUUUGGAUACUUAUUAGAUAAGGUUUCUAUCUACUGUGGUUUUUAGGAAUAUUUUCAUAAUGAUCUCUGCUGCAAUAAAUUGAAUAAGUGAUUUUGA